Messenger RNA from Saccostrea echinata, 1294 nucleotides. Its product is annotated as thyrotroph embryonic factor-like. Gene Ontology annotation, cellular component: nucleus. Bases 48 to 1073 code for a protein of 341 amino acids. The record is from RefSeq and is a predicted model, not a curated record. NCBI's taxonomy places the organism in Eukaryota, Metazoa, Mollusca, Bivalvia, Ostreida, Ostreidae. Gene Ontology annotation, molecular function: RNA polymerase II cis-regulatory region sequence-specific DNA binding; DNA-binding transcription factor activity, RNA polymerase II-specific. Gene Ontology annotation, biological process: regulation of transcription by RNA polymerase II. The transcript has 6 exons.
UGGCAGUCAGUUUACAUGAGUGUGGUUGUGUUUUGAACAGGUGCAAGAUGGCUUUUAACAGUUACGGGGAUGCGAGGUAUACCCUUAAAGAUUUGCUGGAAAUACCCGAGUUGCAACAUCAUCCUAUGUUAAAUAGACCAGCAGAAAAAAAGGGUGAGGUCUCACUGGGAUAUGGAAUAGCCUCUGCUUUUCUUGGACCCAAUUUAUGGAACAGUGCUAGUCAGGUGGGGGGAGGUGACAAUGGGGAGUUCAGCCUCCAGUACAUGGAUCUAGAUGAAUUUCUCUCAGAGAACGGCAUCCCCUCCACAGAAGUUAAAAAGAUUGACAAUCAGCCCUGUCAAGACCCCCCAGAGAGGAAGCGAGCUGUUUCACCCACAGAAGAUUUCAUUCAACUACAAACUACUGUCCCCAAAGUUCCAUCUCCACUUCCCCCUAAAAGGAGUGUGUCUCCAAAAGCCAGCCCUAGGUUUGAGGGCCUCCAUGAGCCCAGUCCACCCUACUAUAACAAUGAGGUCCUGAGAAGUCCAACCUCUCCUUACAAAUCAACAGAAAAUUCUCUUGGACAAAACAUACCACAUCAACAGCCUCAAGACAAGGACCCUACACCACAGGCACUCAUCAAUGACCGUGGGGACAGUUUGAGACAUCGAGGGGAGGUGGAUCAGACUAGCUCUAAUCGGUCUAGUCCUCCUGCGCGUAGUCCAGUGGCAGAUUAUGAAGUGAAUCCAAAUGACUUGGCUCUAGCAUCCAUUCCAGGACAAGAAAAUUUUGAUCCCAGGAAAUGUCAAUUUACAGAGGAAGAGUUGAAGCCCCAGCCCAUUAUCAAGAAAUCACGAAAGGUUUUUGUACCAGAAGAUUGUAAAGAUGAGAAGUAUUGGUCGAGACGGCUAAAAAACAAUGUAGCGGCCAAACGAUCACGAGAGGCUCGCCGUAUUAAAGAAAAUCAGAUUGCACUGAGGGCUGGGUAUCUAGAGAAAGAAAAUAAUGCACUCAAAGAUGAAGUCAAGAAGAUGAAGGAGGAAAAUACAAAAUUAUUAAAAAAGCUGUCUAAGUAUGAACAGGUGGGCAAGUAGUACCAUCAAUAUGGACAAUAUUUGUCAUACAAAGAAUUACCAUCAAUAUGGACAAUAUUUGUCAUACAAAGAAUUGAGGUGUCUCUUUGACAUCCCAAACACCCGCUAUAGUAUAUUGUUUCUGAGGAUUGUCCUUAACUGGUAUGGUUGAAAAAUCACUAUCUCAAAUAGUGUCAUGUUUACAUAGCUUUCUCACAUAUUCAUUCCAAGAAAAUAAUGUU